AAAAAAUAUAAAAAGUGCAAAGGAAAAAAAAACAUCCCCCUUCUUUCCCAUCUAAUGUAAAUAACAUGAACAAUUAAUCACUAUCUUUAAAAUACAACUAACCAUUUCUUCAUCUCAUAUCUCAAUUUUCGGUAAGUCAAUUUUUAAAAUUUCACCUCUCCCCCCUCUUAAUAAGCAAAUGUCCAUUGAUGGUUAUCUGAAAUAACAAACAGUUGUAAACAAUGUCUGAUAUAGGCAGCUUGAAUCCUUCCUUUUACAUUUAUAUCUUCUUUUCUGUUAAAGAAACUGCCCCAUCUCCUCUCUUCAAAGAAACAAAACUUUGAAACAUUAUCUGUUCCCGAUCAAUAAAAAUUCAUUAAACAUUACCAAAAUAGCAAACUGGUUAUUUUAGCCUUAGUCAAAUAAACAGAUUUUAUAUUCUUUUCUCUUGUCUCCCAGCAAUCUUUGGUUCCCUCAAAACAUCCUAACAUUUGCUUUCUUUCAUGCUUUAUCUCUUCUCCCAGAAUUGUUUGCAUUUUUAAUAAUCCCUUUUUUGUAAUUCCAGUAUAAAAAGCUUAUCCAAUCACUUUUCACAUUCUCACUGUCUUUUCUUGUGAAAUCACGGACAACUUCAACAGUCCUUUUUGUAAAUUCAAUGCAGAGAUGUUAUCCACAUCACUCUUCAAGUUUACUAUUUGCGUAUCAUUUUAAUUGUGAAAUCCAUUGGUUUCAUUUGUAAACGUAAUAAUUCAUCUUCUCCCAUCACCUUCUUAUAGGGUGUAAUUUUAAAAUCCACAUUCAAUCAAUUUCAGGUUUAUUCAAUGGAACUUGUUCUUCUUGGAUGACAUCAUCUAAUUUUUCUAUAAGAGCAGAUAACUUUAAAAGAAUUCCAAUCCUAAAUCACAAACCUCAAUUAUGAGGUCUACUGAUUUAUUUAUUUCCUUCUGGACCCUUAGUGACCAACUUUCAAAGUCAUCAGUUCCAGGUGUAAACAUAACAAGUUUCUCAUGAGGAUACUUCUAAUUCAAGUCCAUCUGACCCCAAUCUAUUUAAACUUUUUAAAAUCAGCACGGUAAACACCCUUUUGUAAGUAUCAUAUUUACACAAUUAGAAGUGUAAAGUUUUGCAUACACACAAACAACACAUAAAUACAUACAUAUUUGCAAAAUUUUAAACUUCUAAUUAAAACUCCUUUCUUAAAGGAUUGAAAAAAAACUCACACAGUAAAUAUGUUUAACUUGAAGGUCCUCUAUCUUUAAAAAGGGGUAGAACAAAAAGUAAAAUCCAAGUGAUUCAGAAGAGAUUGAAACCUGAGUCUAUGAAGGCUUCAUUGAUGGCUUUGAGUUUCAUGGAAUCCCACAACUCCCAACUGUUUGCAAGCAACUGUAAAAAAAAAUAUUCUGCUCUCUAUUUAUACACACCCCAGCUGCCCAGAAUACAUAGGGCUGAUCACAAGAUCUCUCCUUUCUUCUAACAGAUUUUGGUGGUCCAAAUCCAUGAUUCAGUUGCCAUUUCCAGUUGUCUCUUACUGAUCAUAGGAUGUCAAUUUGCCAUUUCUUCAUUGGAAGUCUCCCCAGGCCUGGAACCUCUUUAGUAUCCAUGGUACAAAUUCUAAAGAUAAUUCAAGAAUUGCAGGAAGCUGAUUAAGCCAGUUUUUGAAUAUCCUAAGAUAGCUUUUCAUUGAUGAAUAUUUCAUUCAGGUAGAUAAAUGCUUAUUUUGUCUAUAUUCGGUUCUCUAUGCCACCCAAGGUUCUCUCUAGAAAUUUUGGAAUGACACUUCCCAGAAUUCACAGCCAAGAUAAGUCAAUAGAAAUUUGGCAGUUGUAGUUUUUGGAGUACUUGAAGAAGACUAGUCAAUUGUAUUACACCAGCCUGUUCUGUUGUAUAAAAUGAGUUACUUUGAGGUGCUGUUCAUGCUUACUGUGUUCAGUACUUUAUUAUUGAAAAGGCACUCCUGUUGAAAUCUAUUUGAAGCAACUUCUCAGCUCUCAGAAAUAAGAGUGGGUCAUUCACACAACUACCAAACCGAUCUGCAGAUAAUGGUAUUAUUGACCGUUAGAAAAAGGCCAUUUGAUAAAUUGGCUUUAAAAAGCUGAAUUUUUUCUUCCACUUGAUGCAUAUUUGUGGGGGGAAAGAAUUGCAGUGUAUUUCAUCCCUUUUUCAUUUUUUCCCCUGUCUCAACUAGUUCUCAAUGCAGAUACAUUUUAUUAAUAAAUAAAAUUGGUCAGAAUUUUUUAAAGGAAGAAAAAAGAAAACACAAAGCAGAGGAGGAUUGGCAUGAGUUAGAGCAGGCCAUGCCUACCCUUGGCUCUACAAAGGCAAAAAUGUUGCGCUACAUCAUGAUCUGGCCAGUGACGCGAUCAAGUUUGUCACCCGUAACUUAGAGUUAAUAUUAGGACUGCAACACUCUUGAGAUGCUUUUGACAAUGGGAAAUGGGAAAGAUGUUCAUGAUUAGCAUAACUGUAGAGGAAAAUAAAGCUGCCUUGUGCUUCAUACAUUGGCUGGUUCUCAAUUGCCAUCAAGCUCCUUUGAGAUACGCAUCAUUUCUGGUGAUUCUGGUGGACAUAACAGCUAUAAAUAUAUAAAGGCUAUAUAAAUCAAUCAUGAAAUAAUUUGUGACUGCAUUCUUCUAGUAUGCUUCCUAACUCUGAGAUUUCCUAAUAGUUUUCCAAUACUAACCAGAUCAGGUAUGGUUUAGCUUUUCAAAAUCAGCCAAGAUGUCAGCUAAUUGGAUACAGCUAUCCUUUUUUAAAAUAUUUUUUAUCAGCUAUGCGAUUCAUCUUUGUCUUUGAUGACUCUGACCUUAAGAAACUUCAUGGAAUGGUGAACAUCAACUGUACUGUAAAAAAAAAUCUAUACAAAAGGUAAGUUAUAGAUGCACAAAGCAUACAGAACAAUUUUACACCACUCUUUAGCUUUCAAAUACCAAGUCCUGCUACAACAUACAAUGACGCCAGGUUCGGCAUAGUACUGCUCAAAAUAUGUCAGUUGAUGGUCUGUGCUAUAAAUUAAAUUUAAUGAGCAAUUAAUUAACCACCUUACUGCUUUGUACUGUGAUAUAGUCUUUCACACACUGUACUAAGCUUUUAUGCUCCACAAACCCAUUACGGUAAAUCCCAACCCUUUCUUUUGUCUUUAAUUUAUGUAUCCUUUAUAGCAUCUAGUUUUUCAUAAUAUUCUAGAUUUUUGUUUUUAUUCUUGAUGCAUCUUUUAUGUUUUUAACUACUAUAUUCCCCCUACCUUAUGUUGGUCUAAGACCAUAUUAAAGAGUUCAUUUUAUUUGAUAAAAUCAUAUAGCAGGAGGACAAGGCUUUUGCUAUAUAAUAUACUAGAUAUAUUCAGGCACAGUGAAUUUGUUACAGGGGUUCCUCAAGAUCCGAGCAGCCAUUAACAACUGUUUGAAGUUACAAAUGUGUUCCCAAAAUGUACUUACAACAAGGGUUCAAAAUUGUGACCACAAGAGGCCCCUGCAGUCAUGGGACCUGGAUUCAGUCACUCCUGAAGCAGUGGCCAGUUUGUUUUCUCGUGACUGUUCUUUGUUGCCCACUGUUCCAACAGGUAAUUUCUGAGGUCCAUAUGGUGCAUGUUCCCCUAACCCCACCCCACCCCGGUCAUAUGACAGUCAAGUUCCAGCAGGCCUCAUUUUUUUUCACUCCUCAUUACUCCCAGGUGGAGGAUUAGAGGACUAAAUCUUUCAUUUCUGCCUUGUGGCUUGUUUUGUAGUUGUUGCCUUGAGAACUGGAGCACUGCUAGUUGCCUUUGGAAGAGCUGGGCAAUCUGACUUUGCAAAUGAUCAAGAGUGGACCCCCACUUAAGGACUUGGAUUUUCUCUGCAGACAAGUGGAUGUUAUAUUGGGAAUGCCUAUUGGCGAGGAAAUGAUAUUCACAACAUGCUAAGAAGAUUCCAGAAAGAAUGUUUGUUGACCAAAAUGCUGUAGAAACCUUUGGAGAAAAGUUGUAAUUAUUUUUGUUCAUUUAAUUUCAGGAAGAAAUACAUAGUUUCAUUAAAUCAGGUAAAACCUAGGAAAAUACUGCCCACACUGCCCAAUGGCAUUUUUCUCAUAACCCAGUGACAAUCAAAUAGUCAUGUUACAAGUUUAAUUAUGGGUGCAACUAAAGGUAAAAAAAAAAAAACUGAGAAUAAGCAGUAUGAGUAGACUUUCUGUAAUUUUUUCCCCCUCAGGAAACUUUCCUGUUUUCACUGAGACUUAUUGUUAAAAGUAUAUAUUGUAAUUUAAGCAUGUUCAUUAUGACGUGUGUUCACAACAGUCAAUGAAAAACAUAUUAUACUUAGUAGCAAUCUACACAUUUAUUUUCUGUAAUUUUAUUUAUUAGAUUUUUAUCCUGCCUCUAUUACUUUAUAAACACCCUAGGGUGAUGAAGAUACAUAAUACUCCUUCCUCGUUCUAUUUUCCUCACAAUAAUAGACUUUGAGGUGUUGUUGGGCUGAGAGAAAAUGACUGGCCAAGUCACCCAGCCAACUUUCAUGCCUAAGUGGGCAGAACUCACGCUCUCCAAGUUUCUAGAUCAGCAUUUUUAAUCACUACACUAAGCUAAUAUUUUUAAAGGACACAACAGAUGUAAUGAUAGAAAGCUAUCUUGACUGAGUGUAAAUUUUUUGAAUCCUAUUUGUUUGUUUGGCUUGUGAUUUUUUCUGCUUAUCUGCCCAAACAAUUUGGUUACAAUUUUCCUACCAUAUACCUUAACCAGAUCCAAUUUUCAAGUGUAGCCUCCUCUGCCAGUUGCUAUUAUUGAUUGCUUGUCUCUUCCAGUAGUCUCAAACCAUGUUUCCAAACUGAAUGGGUAAAUCACCAGGCAGUGAUACUUUCACUAUUAUUUACAGAUGAGGAGGAAGGAGGCAGUCAAAAACCAUAUAAUCAUCAUCAAAACAUAUGGCUUCACCAAUUAUCAAAUUAUUUCAAUAAAUGAAAAGAAUAAAGGCUAUGGUAUCACUUAGUGUGGAAGAAAAUAAUAAUGCUUUGGAAUAUUUAAUCUUAAACAUGCUUCACUGAAAAUAAAGCUCAUAAAACCCAACACAUUUCUAUGUAAGCAAUCCAAGGAUUACACUUGACAUUUCCCUUGCUGCUAAAUAAUAACCCUAACUUUUUUCCUUUCCUCUUUUGCACUGAGGGAGCAAAGCAUCUUGUAAAACGUUACCAUGGAGCAAAUUAGAGGCAGAAUGAAUCAGUACCUCUCCAGAUGUUGUCAAACUAUAACUCCGAGUAUGCAACAAGUUAGUUGAAGUAGCUGUCUCCAGCUUGCACCAUUCAUGUCUUCGUUCAUUCAUCAUCUGUCCUUCCAUUAUGGCAUACUUUUUCCUUGUCUUCAUUUGUUGCUGUGGCGGCAGCGUUUCCACCCAUUGCUUCUUGUUCUACCCUCAAGCAUUUGCAAGGAUUUUGCUGUCAGGAAGAUGAACUUCUAAUACUUCCAUAAAAGACAGAAACAGUAACGUACAAAACUGGCGCAGUGCAGCACAAAAACUGGAUUUCUCCUAUGAUGUCUCUUAUGUCAAUUAUGCAAAUAAUUCAAAGUGAUGCAAAUGAUGUAAUUUGGUGUAUUGUAAAGGUUAAGAUGCUGGCCUAGAAACUAAGAAAUGGGACACAGGAAUUUUUCCUCCUCAUUUUUCAGCUGGGGCAAGAAUAUGACUCUAUUACACAAUUAGGAAUGUUUAGGUGGAAUUGAAGAAAACCAUUCAACAGCGUGUUGAUCACCCUAAAGAGAAGCCUCGACGUUACUUCUUUCCCGCCGUUUUUGGUGUGAUCGAUCCCUCUUGCGCCUGCGCAAUGGCACUACCUCCCAGUCUCCUCCCCCGUCUGCCGUUGAAUGAACGAGGCGUCGUGGCAACGUCACUAAAAGUCCCGGAUGUGUCAGGUCAGGGCGUUAUGGAGAGACCACAAGGGGACGGCUGCAGCUACUGCGUAUCGUUUGCAGGUUUGAUAUUACAGGUGACAUCGCUGUCUCUGGCGUGGGUGUCUCCCUGAUCCAUUUCCAUUUCUGUCUGCUAAUAUUCUAUGGACCCAGCUGACCAGGUGCAGAAGGGUGAAGAUUACAUUGGCAUAUUUCUUUAACCUGUGAAAUCCUAUCUGAUCUCCAAGCUGGCGAUGUCAAGGGUACCGAGUCCUCCUCCUCCGGCAGAGAUGUCAAGCGGACCUGUUGCUGAGAGCUGGUGUUACACUCAAAUUAAAGUGGUCAAAUUUUCCUACAUGUGGACCAUCAAUAACUUCAGCUUUUGUCGAGAGGAAAUGGGUGAGGUCAUCAAAAGUUCAACAUUUUCAUCAGGAGCUAAUGAUAAAUUGAAAUGGUGUUUGCGUGUGAACCCAAAGGGCUUGGAUGAAGAAAGUAAAGAUUAUCUUUCCCUCUAUCUGUUACUGGUCAGUUGUCCAAAGAGUGAAGUCCGAGCCAAAUUCAAGUUCUCUAUUUUGAAUGCAAAAGGAGAAGAAACUAAAGCAAUGGAGAGCCAGAGAGCCUAUCGGUUUGUGCAAGGCAAAGAUUGGGGAUUCAAGAAGUUUAUCAGAAGAGAUUUUCUCCUAGAUGAGGCGAAUGGGCUCCUUCCAGAUGACAAGCUCACUCUCUUCUGUGAGGUGAGUGUAGUACAAGACUCUGUCAACAUCUCUGGUCAGAAUUCCAUGAACAUGGUGAAGGUACCUGAAUGCCGCUUGGCUGAUGAAUUGGGAGGCCUCUGGGAAAACUCUCGCUUCACGGACUGCUCCCUGUGUGUAGCCGGCCAAGAGUUUCAAGCUCACAAAGCCAUAUUAGCAGCCCGCUCCCCAGUUUUCAGUGCAAUGUUUGAACAUGAGAUGGAAGAAAGUAAAAAGAAUCGAGUUGAAAUCAAUGAUGUGGAACCUGAAGUUUUCAAAGAAAUGAUGUGCUUCAUUUAUACGGGAAAGGCACCUAAUCUUGACAAAAUGGCUGACGAUCUGCUUGCAGCUGCUGACAAGUAUGCUUUGGAACGUUUGAAAGUGAUGUGUGAAGAUGCUUUGUGCAGCAAUUUGUCAGUGGAGAAUGCAGCAGAGAUCCUAAUUCUGGCUGAUCUACACAGUGCUGACCAGCUAAAAACUCAGGCAGUUGACUUCAUAAACUACCAUGCUUCUGAUGUCAUGGAGACUGCAGGCUGGAAGUCGAUGGUAGUAUCUCACCCUCAUUUGGUAGCAGAGGCAUACCGUUCACUGGCCUCUGCACAGUGCCCCUUUCUGGGACCCCCACGCAAACGACUGAAGCAAUCCUAAGGCUGGGUCCCCACUGCACAACCCUCUUGUCUGUUUUUUUCUUAAAAAAAAUUGAAGUAGCAACAGAAGCAGUUGCUUCUCCAAACUUGACCAUCAGGUAGAUGGUGCAACCUGUGGAGUUUUUUAUUUUGUUUUGGGUGGGUCAGGGAGGGUUGGGAGGAAGAGUGUUUUGGGACAUGCAGACUUCUAAACAAAACAAAAACCAGUACCAAGUCAACUUUGAGACAAACGGGGGAGGGAUACGCUUUGGGAAAGGGGAUUGUUCAACCUUCUGUUGCUGCAUUUUCUGUGUGUUUUCCUUUGAAUGGCUGAGUCAAGAACUUAAAAGUUGACUAGGCAUACAAUUCCACAAUCUUAAAUGGAAUUUAAAGUGAAAAAAACUACAAGAGGCUUCUUCAUCUGAUAGCACAGAAGAAAUUGGCAUGCUUGGAGCAAAGAAGACAUUUUCCUUUCUUUGGGAAAUCAAUUGUGGGGAAUGGGGGAAAUGAGUUGGCCGUGGCAAACCAAAUCCCAUGAAAGGAAGCAUCAGUGGAAUUUCUGUUGAAAGAUUUUUGAAACAAGGACAGACCUUCCAACCCUACUGAGAUUUCUGCAUUUACCGUCCAGCCAUGAUGAGAUGAUUGCUGUGUCUUGUACAUGAAUUGGGUUGGAAAAGAAAGAAGCAGAUGAAUAAAUCUUGUCUAAAAAAGCUUCUUAAAAAUGCUGAUAAAGGGACUGCUCUAGGAUAUACUUUCUGGAAGACAGGGGUAGGAUGGAGACAGCCAUUAUCAGUUUUCAGGAACCAUUGUGGUUCCUCUUCACUUGGAAUGGGAUAUCCAAGAACAAUGGUUAAUUGUUUAGAUAUUGUGGGAGCUUUGUUCCUCUCCUAUUUUUCCUUCUUUUUUUUUUUUUUGGUUCUCGACUCCCGUGAUUCCUCCUCCACAUACAAAUCUUUUUUUAAAAAAAUAAUUGUUCAUGAAUACUCGUGUCAAAGAUUUCUGUUCUGAGUUGCUAAAAACAACAGAGUAUUUGUAUUCAUCUACUGGUUUGUAGAAAAUUUGGUCCUGUUUCAUUUUAAGCCCAUUUUCUGUUACAGGUAAAAUGUUCCAAAAUUGUGGUAAAGCUCUUUUUCUCCUUCUGAGUUUUUUUUGGGGUGUGUUUGUGUGUAUAAUUACUCUUUUGUACUGUGCGUUGCUAUGUCUUGUCUUCAUGGGUUUUCUUUUCUUUUCUUUUUCUAAAACCAUUUUCUCCAAGUUUAGAUUUAGUUCUAUGUGUCUGUUUUAUUGAUGCAAAUAUUUCACAUCCAGGGAUGAUAGGAGCAGCUGCUAAGGUAUUGGUUUAAUACUUUGGUAAGAUCUUGCUCUGAGAGUUGCCCUCUCUGGGGACAUGAAGGCAGGUAUUAGUUCUUCAGUAUUUUAUUUUUUGUAUUUUUAUCUUUUUCCUUUUCUACAAAGGAAAUUGGCUCAAGAGAUAAGUAUCUGAAUCUCUCAACCUAUCGAUACCUCAAGUAGAGAUACUGCAUACCACUUGGGAUGGAUAGAGUCUGUCCUAUGGGAUCCUCAUUUUAUCUCUAAGCUUGAGAAAAAAAAAUCCCUAAAGAAAAGCAGAGAAGUAAUAUGAUAUGGAGGAACACUACUCCAAUUUAAUUAUAACAAUUUACUCUGUUGAUAAGCAUAAGAUUUGCAUUUUAGACAACGGGAGUGCAGUUGAUGCAGCGCUUUUUUGGACAUGUCCUCAAAUUCCUUUGCCUAAUGUUGCCUAGCCUCACUAGAGCAAUGAAGUAAAGAUAAAAUAUCCCUCCAUUACAGAGAUGGUUUCUGGGAGAUUUUUUUGUGCACAAACUUUGGCUUUGUGAUGGUCUUUCACAGAAGUACUGACCAGAUUUAAUCUACCUAGUUUUUCAGCCAGUUACAUACUGCCACCUAGUUGGCACAGUGAUGAGGAGGACCUGAACAGAAAUUUAAAUUUGCUCCUUUUUUAGGGCUUCAUUUAUUUUUCCCAUUUGAUAUCCCCGCUCACCAACUUCAGUUUUCAGUCUUUCUUUUCAAGCUGAUUAAACUUUUUAUAGCUUGUGGACAUGCUUUGCUUUCACUGGAUUCUUUAAUUAGCCUUUUGGACCCAAAUAAUUUUCCUUGUUAUCUCCCUUUUAUUUUACCAGUGGCUUGGUUUUAAGUUUUGAUUCCACUCUUCCCUUGACUUUGCUUUAGAAAAUGUUCAUUUCUUUUGAGAAGUUGUGGCUGCCUUAUAAAAUGGAAAUAGGGGGUAACUCUAGUGAAAGUGGAGCCCAAUAUCUUUAUGUUCAGAUAAAUGGGACAGUCCUUCAGGUAGAACUGUUUCAAUUUUAAAUGGCCUUAAUAGAGAACUGUGUCAGUUAAUGGUCCUAUAUCUGGCAGAAGUUUUCCAGAAGGUGAAAAUAGGCGAGUCUUAAUCAUGAAGCAGAGCAAACCAGAAAAGAAGUUAAUGAGCAAGUGAUCUAUAUACUAACAAGCAGAAGUAUAGAGAAAAGGAGAUUCUUUAGAUAGAAAAUACCAAGAAAGAAGAGCAGUUUGAGCUUAACUUAGGCUGGAACUGGUAGCCCAUACCGAAAACAGGAGUGAAAUGAUCAUCCUUAUUAGUGGACAAGUGUUAAAGAGGUGGAUUAAGACUCUGGAAACCUGUGCAAAUUCUUGCCUCCAACAGAAAUGUGCUAUGUUUUAUUGCCCUUCCAUCAUCCCUGUUGUGAACUGGAUGAGGAUAAUAUUGAUCUAUCCUGCAGUGUUGUAGGAGUUCUGGGAUUUUUCUUAAAAAAAAAAAACAGACACAAACACACACACACACACAAACACAAAUCUAUAGCUCGGUAAUGUUUACUCUUUCUCAGCAAAAAAAUUUGAUCCAAAAAUGACACAUAUGUGGUGGUGACUCAGGUGGGAAUGUUCAACUUCCUUUUUAUAAUAUUUUUAAAAAGACGCCUAAAGUAAUUGUCAUACUUAUGACAGGCUGAUCAACACAAUCACAGCAAAGAUGCCUAAAAAAACUGACUUUAGUAGCCAGCUAAAAUACCAUUUUUCCUGGCAUCUUUCUAAAUAGAUUUGCCCCUUGUUAGCAUUUUAAGGAAUAGUUAAUGGCUUCUGCAUUUUGGCUAACACUUUAGACUACAACUAUGGAUCUUCCAUUGUAAGAGACAGAUUAACAUGGAAUCAUUGCAUUUGACCUUGGAAGACAAAGAAACCUUUACGUAUCACAGCAAUUUUUCAGAUCUUAAACUUGCUUGAAGCCUUAUCCAUUAGGCUUGCACUACUCAUGUUCGGCAAGAUUCCAGUAAACCCAGUUUCCCUGCUUAAAACGGCAUUUUGAAUAAGAAAGCAAGAUUUGUUAGCAAUGCAUCACAUCUGCUUCUCUAGGUAUGAAUAAAAGGGUUGCUGUAAUUACGCCAAGAAAAGAAGCUGGGUUGUUUACCAAAAGGUUUGCUGUUACUUGACAAAGAUUUCAUCCCCAUUGGAUUUGCAAGAGCAGCUAUAACUGCUCAGGGAGUCUCUUGCCUCAGCUUCUACUUGGAAGAUGCAGACAUUCUUGCAAGAAGUUAAACGGACUUUGACAUCACCAGCCUUGCCUUCUCUUCAGGGAGGCAUUUGACUGGAAAGCGAGGCUGGUUUUGGCAAUCACCUCCCUGGGGGAGCCAUAGGCUCAAGGGCAAGAAAGGCAACCUCUUCAGGGAUCUGUGUGGCCUUUUCUUCCCCAAAGGAAAGAAGACUAAGAAUGUGCAUCCUGAGUAACUUAGGAGACUGCUUCCAAGCAAGGAAGGAAAAUUUUAUUUCUGUGACUUCAAGCGAAGAGACACAUUUUAAUCAGGGAGAGUGAUGGAUGGUUCAUUUAACAGAAGUAUAGUAGCCUGGGAUAAUAGAAGUACAAUUAGUAUAGGAAAUAGCCCAAAACAUACUUUUGAAUCCAUAUUUGUUUCUCUUAACCUAAGUCCAUUUCUCAAUAAGAAAAAGCUAAGAUGACAAGGGUUUGAUGACAAUUAAGAACAGGAAGAGAAAUUGUUUUAUUCUACCAAACAUGUCCACUGAUUCAUUAAUGCCACUUAUUUCUGUUCUGGCAGGAGCUUGUUGUCUAUAAAGAAAGAGUGUUAAAUGAUAAAAUCAGGAAAGGGAAAAAUAAUUGCAGGCUUCCAGGCUUCUUAUUUUUCUAUAUCCAAAAAAUGCCCUGUGUCAUAAAACAUAAAAUGCUUAAAUUGCAAGCAAGAAUAAUGUAUUGGUUUCCUCAGUUCUGUUGUAGCCUAGGACAACCUUUUGUCCUAUCCCAUUAUGACUCAUACUUAGAAAAUUGUCAUAUCCAUAAAAAAUUAACAAAAUACACUAGGAAGUAAAGCAGUCAAAGCUUAAAUAAGUCUGCUGUUAUUUUAGCGCUCUCACGCUGUUUUUUUGCUCUAUUCUGAACUCUUAUCUUUUCUGUUAAUUCACAGCAUGAGAUGCUUUUGUGUGUUCUAACCAGAAAUAAGACUUGAUGGGGUGCAUUGUGCAAGUACCAGGGGAAGAUACAUGUAGCAACAAACACUGAAUUGGAGGGGGCAUCAUUUAGAGCUACAUUUUUAGUAAACAAAAUAAGCAAAGCUGUGUCCUGAUUAAUAAUCCCAAGUCAAUCACUACAAAACUAACGAUCUAGUAGAAUAUUCCUUAUGAAGUAGAAGGUUUCUUAUGAAUGGUGUACUUUAGAUGCUAAAAUUAUAAUAUACAAUGAAGGCAAAAGCAUGAUUGAUCUCAGGAGAGGAAGAAAGGUCCAAUCAGAGCAGUCUGACAAUAGAGCCAAUUAUGUUAUGAGAUGGUGGACUCAUUUUCAAGCAGAGACUGGUCACCAUCUGUUACUGAUGCUGGAUAGAGAAUGUGAUUCUGCUAUCUAAAUGGCUUAUUCCAGCUAUAUUAUUCUAAGGGAACAUACAGAAAAAUAAAAGCUGAAGCUACCUACUAGCCAAGUGGAACAUACAAAAAGAAUAUAUCUGAUUCACUGUUCACAGUGCGUUUAGGCUUUUGAGAUGUUCCAUUUUCCUUGGACCUGUGGUCGAUGGUGCAUAAGUAUGUAUAAGAAAUUUGGGAAGGACUUGAAAACCUUGCUUGUUUUUUGCUUAGUAUAAAAUUAAGGAAACCUGGUAUUCAUUGUUGUCUACAAAUGCCUCCCCCCAACUGUUAGAACUCUAGCUCUUGAAGAAUGAACUUAAAUAUUAAGAGUUGUUCAUCAAAUUUAAGGAGUGGAAUUAAAAUUUAAACACUGUAGAAACUUUAGUACACCUGUACUAUGAAAACCCAAACAAAAUGACAAAAAUGACUGGUUUUUCUAAAAUAUAUUCCAGAUUUAAAGUAGAAAAUAGAGAAUAGGAUGUUGGAGGGCAAGAAUUGUCCAGAGUUAUGCCAUCAUAUUAUCAGAACAAUAGCAUAACAUGUAUGUAUAUAUGAUUGUGAUUAUAUUUGAUACAUAGAAUGCCCUAUUCUUUGGUUUUGUUAUUCAUACUAUAAUUGUUAUUAGGAAAAAAAUAGAAAAAUCAUUCAGGACUGACAAUAGCUUUAAUAUUGACCAAAGUGCACCAAAUCUAUCUGUACCAUCUAGACCUCUGUUAAAAAAAUAUGGAUCUUUUCCAGGAAGCUUAAUCACAUUUAAAGCCAUUUUAAAAAUUGUGUUAUCUAAGGAUUGAAUGUUAUUCAUUUUAGCUAUGAACAGAUCAUGGAACACUAAGAACUUAGUGUGACUCUAUGGCUCAUUUCUGGCAAUAGAUGAAGAUACAUUUUCAUAUGGCAAAAAGGCAAAUUUUGAGUAGUAAUUGUAUACUGUAUUACUAUUUCCUUUGGCAGAUGUUUUACGUCUUAAGUGUUAAAAUACAUAGAUAUAUAUUUUAUUGCAAGGGGGAAGGAAGUGAUGUAAAGAUAUUACUUAAAUCACAUUCCAUAUAUUUAUACUCCAUUUCUAUUCAAUCCAUAAUCAAACUUCUCUGAAUGGCAUGGAGAAUGUCAGUAAGCAAUCCAAGAUUAUACAAAUAGCCAAAAGCAAAAUAAAUAUACAAAAACAGCAAGUUGGUAAGGACAUCUGGAAGAUGGCAUUUGAUGAUUUGAUCUUUGGAGCAUGCAGUGAUCAGUAACUCUGGUAAAGUGAU
Thamnophis elegans (Western terrestrial garter snake) is the source of this 13306-nucleotide messenger RNA. It is a transcript of the gene SPOP, whose product is annotated as speckle type BTB/POZ protein. Gene Ontology annotation, cellular component: nucleus; cytoplasm. NCBI's taxonomy places the organism in Eukaryota, Metazoa, Chordata, Lepidosauria, Squamata, Natricidae. Gene Ontology annotation, molecular function: ubiquitin protein ligase binding. The record is from RefSeq and is a predicted model, not a curated record. The coding region runs from base 6082 to 7206 and encodes 374 amino acids. Gene Ontology annotation, biological process: proteasome-mediated ubiquitin-dependent protein catabolic process; regulation of proteolysis. The transcript is spliced from 18 exons.